Wasmannia auropunctata (little fire ant) is the source of this 321-nucleotide messenger RNA. Its product is annotated as GTP-binding protein GEM-like. NCBI's taxonomy places the organism in Eukaryota, Metazoa, Arthropoda, Insecta, Hymenoptera, Formicidae. Gene Ontology annotation, molecular function: GTP binding; GTPase activity; calcium channel regulator activity. The transcript is spliced from 2 exons. The coding region runs from base 1 to 318 and encodes 105 amino acids. The record is from RefSeq and is a predicted model, not a curated record. Gene Ontology annotation, cellular component: plasma membrane.
AUGCUGAAUGGUGAAGAAAGCGAGCUUAAAUUCUUAAAUAUCACGAAUCUCAAGACCGAAUUGGAAAAAAUGCCAUUGCCAGACGCCUUCGUUGUAAUGUAUUCGGUGAUCGACAAGGCGUCCUUUCAAAGGGCUGAAGAAUAUCUCGCUCGACUUCACGAUCAAGAUCUUCUUCGUGGCAGACCGGCUAUUCUGGUCGGGAACAAGGUCGAUUUGGUUCGUUCGAGAGUGGUUUCGCCCCAGGGUAAGAGGCGGAACAUCUUUCUUUUUUGCACACACGUUUUUUUCAUGGAUAGGCGGUUUUGUGACACUUUAUAAAAC